Molecule: messenger RNA, 1055 nt
Organism: Acaulospora colombiana
Lineage: Eukaryota; Fungi; Glomeromycota; Glomeromycetes; Diversisporales; Acaulosporaceae
Source: the annotation of a GenBank genome assembly
AUGUCUGGCAUUUCUCGAUUAGAUGCAAAGCAUCGAAUGGACUCCGGUGCAUAUUGCGAGUCGUGCAUAAGCGGAAGCGAGAAAUUGGAUAAAUUGAUUAAGAGCUCUCAGAAUAAAGCCAACUCCGCCACCGACUACAUCGAAUGGAUUCCCUUUGGUAAAUUGGACGACGUUAAAUUUGUCGCCUCGGGUCAAUACGGAAGUGUCUCCUCUGCAAUAUGGAUGGACGGACCUCGACUGAGUUUCAACAACGAAACAAAUUCUUGGGAGAGGACCGGUCCAACAGUAGUGGCCCUGAAAACGAUCAAUGACUCUAAACAUUUGUCGGCUUCUUUCUUUCAAGAGCUUAAAGGCUUUUACAACAACUCAAUUGAAAGUAACAGAAUCGUUCACUGCUAUGGCAUUUCACGUGACCCUAAGACAAAGAAUUAUAUCGUGGUCAUGGAAAAUGCAAACCAAGGAUCCUUGUACAAUUAUCUUGUCAAUAACUUUGCAAACAUCACAUGGAACAGGAAAUUAAAUAUUAUAAGCGAUAUCGUCCAAGGACUCAAGAAUAUCCACGAGGCAAAACUCGUUCAUCGUAACCUUCACUGCGGUAACAUCUUGGUGCACUCGGGAAAUAGGAUUCGCGCAGCUAUUGGAGAUGAGCAACUCGAAGAGGCUGAAAAAAUAAGAUUGGAAUUGUGCAAUGAUCGUAUGGUUGUAACCACGCCAUCAACCGCGCAUCUUACCAGUCGUGAAAUUAAAAUCAUACAGGUUUCUCCGACCAAGCUUAAUCUCGAAAUUUACAACAUCAAACCAAAGUCACACAAGAAAAUCAAAUUUGGUCUGAAAAAGCCUGAGCAGAGCCUCGCGAUAAAAAACGAGAAGUUUCAUAUUCACGCGGAUUCGACCGGUUUCGAUGACAUUUCUAACCCCAUUUCAAUCGUGACAUUACCUGAAACGUUCAACAGCACCUCUUUGAAUUUGGAGUUGACCGAUUUCACCAAAAAGUUAAAAAAGAACAAGGAUCUCAAGAAACCGGAAAAAGAUCCCCACAUACCCGACCAGAGAUC